GCAACACUCAUCCACUGUCAACAGUAUUUAAUCUCUCAAAUAUCACCUCGUCCUUCUCCUAACAUCUUUCAUCUACAACUACCACCAUCAGAUAGCCCUCUACGCGUACGGAAGUGCCUACACUUAUCUCUCAGUCAAACAGCCUCGCCAUCCUCUACACCUUUCAAUACCAUCAAUUCUCCAACCAACCACGAUGGCUCCGUGGACCGAUUCCAACGACCGCAAGUUGCUUCUCACCUUGAUCGAUCUCAAGUCGAAGAAGGACUGGGCCCGCAGCGCUGAACUGAUGGGUCCCGAGUUCACUGCUGAAGCUUGUCGCCAGCACUUUCGCAAAUUCAAAGAUGAGGUCGAUGAGAUAAUCGCAGCCGCCGAGGGCAAGAAAAAUACCUCUACCACCGCUGAUCCUACGGCCGAUACUCCUAAAGGACGCAAGCGCAAGGCCCAAGCCACUUCUUCCGUCUCUCCUAAGAAGCGUGGCCGCCGCGCUGCAGCCGCUAAAGUCAAGACCGAAAGCGCUACUGAGGAUGAGGAGAGCUCCUAGGCUGUUUUGGAGAGAUUAGAUGACCGCCUUAUGCGUUUCCAGCAUCUGGCUGAUGGAUCUUUUGCCGGGUUUAGGACGGUUUGAAUGUUCACUUGGG
Paecilomyces variotii is the source of this 638-nucleotide messenger RNA. RefSeq lists its product as hypothetical. NCBI's taxonomy places the organism in Eukaryota, Fungi, Ascomycota, Eurotiomycetes, Eurotiales, Thermoascaceae. The transcript is spliced from 3 exons. Bases 194 to 541 code for a protein of 115 amino acids. The record is from RefSeq and is a predicted model, not a curated record.